AUGCGCAAGCCAUACCGCUUCUACAGCCUUAACCGGCCGAAACUGCGCCAGUCGUGGAACAAGUACAACCUCUACAACCUCUACCGCAACGUCGGCCGCGAGCCGCAGAUCCGCGGCACGCCGACCUUCUUCCAGCAGAAGUGGGCUGCCAAGUCCAAGACGAGAUCCUACCACGGCGAGCACAUCCCUGAGAAGAAGUGGGUGCGCCUCUUCUCCCGCCGCCUCCUCUCCGCCGUCGACCUGCCGCCGCAGUACCUCGCCGCCAAUGACGGCUCCGAGCAGGCUGCCGGCCGCGGCUCCGGCCUCACCACGUCGAGCCUCACCGCCGAGUCCUACUCCAAGGUCCCCAAGUUCAGCACCCAGGAGAAGUCGCGCCGGCGGCCGCCCCCCUUCGGCGACGUCAACAAGCUCCUGUCCGACCAGUUCGCCAGCAUGACGCCCUACAUGCAAAUGACGUUUGCGCCGCUCGAGCGGAGGCUCGAUACUGCCGUCUUCCGGGCCUUGUUUGCCAGCAGUGUCCGCCAGGCGCGUCAAUUCGUGAUUCACGGUGCCGUCAAGGUCAAUGGCAAGAAGAUGAUCCACCCUUCGUAUCAGCUCAACCCCGGCGACAUGUUCCAGGUCGACAUCGAAAAGGUCAUGUACGGCACUGGCCAGCAAAAGGAGACGGACGGUAACAAGCGCCUGCGCGAGAACCUUGAGGCGCGCAAGAAGAAGGCCGACGCCUUUUAUCAAUCGGCUGUAAAGGGAGCCACCGAUGGUAAAGUCUCGGAAGGCGCUGCAGCCGACGCGGAAGCUACUGAAGGCCAGCAAGAACCCGAUGCGUCCGCCGCGGAGGAGGGUGCUGUCAAGGCUGAAGGCGCCGAGGCUGAGGAGGCUUCAACGCCGAGUCUUGAGUCGCUGAGCCAGGAGGAGCAGUGGAAGGUGACCAACAGGGCGCUCAAGUUCCUGCUCAAGGACGUCAAGAAGAUUCUGCAGAACAACCCCCGCGACCUAACCGCAAAGGAGAAGAAGCAGCUACGGCUGUUCCGGUCCGAUGCCAAGCGCUUCCUCUCACAUCCCGAAAACAGCGAGGUGGACGCCCAGGAGCUCAUGGAGGAGCUUCAGCUGCAGAUGAAGAGCCACGAGCUUAUGCGCGAGAGCUUUGAGAGGCUCGGACUCAAGGACAAGGAGGGAGCAGCGGAGGCGGCGGCCGAGGGCGAGCAAGAAUCGGAGCAGCACAACAGGCAACGCCAGACGGACAAGGGCCUGGAGGGUUUGUCCGAGGAGCAAAAGGAGAAGGCGAUGCGCAUCAUGGGCUCAUCCCAACUGUCGAGGGAGGAGAUGCGCAAGCUGGGCAGGCUCCUCAAGUACGACGAGGAGAACCCCGUCGACGACAGCAAGCCGUACGCCACGCCGUGGCGGCCACGGCCAUUCAUGUCGGCAUUUGCCUUCAUUCCGCGCUACCUCGAGGUCAACCCCAACAUCUGCGCAGCCGUAUACCUCCGCCACCCCGUCGCGCGAAAGGGUAUGGCAGAGGUGCCGACGCCCUUCAGCUACCUGACGAACCAGCUGACCCACAACUGGUACCUGGAGCGGGGUUGA
Molecule: messenger RNA, 1581 nt
Organism: Purpureocillium lilacinum
Lineage: Eukaryota; Fungi; Ascomycota; Sordariomycetes; Hypocreales; Ophiocordycipitaceae
Product: mitochondrial 37S ribosomal protein uS4m
Biological process (GO): ribosomal small subunit biogenesis
Cellular component (GO): mitochondrial small ribosomal subunit
Molecular function (GO): rRNA binding; structural constituent of ribosome
Source: RefSeq, a predicted model, not a curated record